AUGGAUAAGUCGUGGAUAUCGAAAGACAGAGAUUCGUUAGAUUUUGAAAUAGGUGUUGAAGAAUUCUUGAGUUUUGCGGAAGAAAAUAGUAAAGAUCCUAAACGAAUUCGUUGUCCAUGUUGUCGAUGCGUUAAUUUCAAAAAGUUCUCAACCAAAAUAAUAAGGGGACAUAUCUAUGAUUAUGGAUUUAGUUUGGGCUAUGUUGACUGGAUUUGGCACGAAGAUAAUGCUGCUAGGGGUACUAGGUCAUCCGUAGGCAGUACACAUCAUCCCGCUUCGGACCAAAACAGGGAGCAUUUUGCUGCAUCUGAAACCGUUGAGGUCUGUGAAGCGGCGUUUAAUGCGAGUGAGUACGAUGAGGAUUCUUAUGAUUUUAGGAGGUUUGUGGUUGAUGCCGAACAACCAUUGUUUGAGGGCAGCGAGUGCACCAAGUUAGAGUCGAUGAUAAAAUUGCAUAAUUGGAAAGCUAGGUUCGGGAUUAGCGAUACUGCCUUCACUGAGCUGCUGUCUUCAGUUGGCUCUUUCCUUCCGAAAGAUCACGUACUGCCUCCUAACUCAUAUGAAGCGAAGAAAACUUUAUCCGAUUUAGGCCUUGAGUACAUUAAAAUCCACGCCUGCCCGAAUGACUGUGUACUGUACAGGGGCAUACAUUCUGAUGCCUCUGAGUGUCCUAAUUGCAAGUUGUCUCGCUGGAAAGUAGGGAAGAAUGGUGAACUUAGGAUUAAAGUUCCAGCCAAAAUCAUGUGGUAUUUUCCAAUCAUUCCGAGAUUUAAACGGUUGUUUAAAUCUCCUUCUACUGCAGCACUCAUGACUUGGCAUGCAAACCAGCGCAUAAUUGAUGACAAAAUGCGACAUCCGGCAGACUCUCCGGCUUGGAAGAAUAUCGAUUACCGCUGGCCAGCUUUUGGCAAUGAACCUAGAAAUCUUAGGUUGGCUUUAUCAGCGGAUGGUAUAAACCCACAUACUAAUGGGUUAACAAAUCGGUAUACGUGCUGGCCAGUAGUGUUGGUAACAUACAAUCUUCCUCCAUGGCUUUGCAUGAAAAGAAAGUUCAUGAUGUUGACGAUUUUAGUUCCUGGUCCACAUGAGCCGGGAAAUAACAUCGACAUCUAUUUACAACCGCUAAUAGAUGAUUUGAUAAAACUGUGGGAAGAAGGUGAAGAGAACGAUGCGUAA
This is a messenger RNA of Daucus carota subsp. sativus, 1176 nucleotides long. RefSeq lists its product as uncharacterized. Lineage: Eukaryota; Viridiplantae; Streptophyta; Magnoliopsida; Apiales; Apiaceae. The record is from RefSeq and is a predicted model, not a curated record. The transcript is spliced from 2 exons. Bases 1 to 1176 code for a protein of 391 amino acids.